Nestor notabilis (Kea) is the source of this 1776-nucleotide messenger RNA. It is a transcript of the gene RBM47, whose product is annotated as RNA binding motif protein 47. The record is from RefSeq and is a predicted model, not a curated record. Gene Ontology annotation, cellular component: nucleus. Gene Ontology annotation, molecular function: mRNA binding. Lineage: Eukaryota; Metazoa; Chordata; Aves; Psittaciformes; Psittacidae.
AUGACCGCUGAGGACUCCACUGCAAGGAUGAGCAAUGAUUCUUCCAACAUGGCUACCACGAAAGUCCCUGAAGGUGUUGCUGGUGCCCCCAAUGAGGCCGCUCUGCUGGCCCUCAUGGCGCGCACUGGAUAUAGCAUGAUCCAGGAGAAUGGGCAACGCAAGUAUGGGGGCCCUCCUCCCGGCUGGGAGGGUCUGCACCCUCCUCGCGGCUGUGAGGUCUUUGUGGGCAAGAUCCCCCGCGACGUCUAUGAAGAUGAGCUCGUCCCCGUGUUCGAGUCUGUUGGCCGCAUCUAUGAAAUGCGCCUGAUGAUGGACUUUGAUGGGAAGAACCGUGGCUAUGCCUUUGUGAUGUACACACAGAAGCAUGAGGCAAAGCGUGCUGUCAGGGAGCUGAACAACUAUGAGAUCCGCCCCGGCAGGCUGCUGGGGGUGUGCUGCAGCGUGGAUAACUGCCGGCUCUUCAUCGGAGGCAUUCCCAAGAUGAAGAAGAGAGAGGAGAUCCUGGAAGAGAUCGCCAAGGUGACAGAAGGCGUGCUGGAUGUCAUCGUGUAUGCCAGCGCAGCAGACAAGAUGAAGAACAGAGGCUUUGCCUUUGUGGAGUAUGAGAGCCAUCGUGCAGCAGCAAUGGCCAGGAGGAAACUCAUGCCAGGAAGGAUCCAGCUGUGGGGACACCAAAUUGCUGUUGACUGGGCAGAACCAGAGAUAGAUGUGGAUGAAGAUGUCAUGGAGACUGUUAAAAUCCUCUAUGUGAGGAAUUUAAUGAUUGAGACCACAGAGGACACCAUUAAAAAGGUCUUUGGGCAGUUUAACCCUGGCUGUGUAGAGCGGGUGAAAAAAAUACGUGAUUAUGCCUUUGUGCACUUUACAACCAGGGAAGACGCCAUUCAUGCCAUGAACAACCUUAAUGGUGUUGAACUGGAAGGCUCGUGCCUGGAGGUUACCUUGGCCAAGCCAGUAGACAAGGAACAAUACACUCGAUACCAGAAGGCAGCAAAAGGAGGGGCCGCAGCAACGCCCGAAGUAACUCAGCAACCUAAUUAUGUUUACUCUUGUGAUCCAUACACACUAGCGUAUUAUGGAUAUCCAUACAAUGCUUUGAUUGGGCCCAACAGAGAUUACUUUGUGAAAGCAGGCAGCAUACGAGGCAGAGGGCGAGGUGCGGCUGGGAACAGAGCCCCUGGCCCCAGGGGCUCCUACCUGGGGGGAUACUCUGCCGGCCGUGGCAUCUACAGCAGGUACCAUGAAGGCAAAGGAAAACAGCAAGAGAAAGGAUAUGAGCUGGCACCCAGCUUGGAGUUACCUGCGGUCAAUCCAGUGGCCAUUAAGCCUGGUGCAGUGGCCAUCCCUGCCAUUGGUGCCCAGUACUCCAUGUUUCAGGCUGCGCCACCAGCCAAGAUGAUGGAAGAUGGCAAAAUCCACACUGUUGAACACAUCAUCAACCCUAUAGCUGUCCAGCAGGACCCGGCUAGUGCAGCAGCUUCAGCAGCCGCAGCAGCAGCUGUAAUACCGGCUGUCUCAACACCUCCCCCCUUCCAGGGCCGCCCCAUCACACCGGUGUACACCAUGGCUCCCAAUGUGCAGCGGAUCCCUGCCACUGGGAUUUAUGGGACAAGUUAUGUGCCGUUCGCAGCGCCCGCUGCAGCGACAGCAACAAUAGCCACGCUACAGCCCCGGCCCGUGCCGCCGCUGCCUAUGGGGUACGCUGGAUACCUCCCCCCAGCAUUCCCAGCUGCGACCAUCCAGGUCCCCAUCCACGAUGUCUACCAGACGUACUGA